AUGGCAUCACAGAGUCUCUUUGUCUCCCUCUGUCUCUGGGGUUUCUGUCCCCUGCUUGCUGCCAAGCUGGAUUUCCUGCAAGUGAAGCAUCUGAAGAGGAAGAGGAAGAGCAACUACAGCGUGAGAGAAACACAAACACUCAUCAGGGAAAUCCACAAGAGGACUGACGUGUUGUUCUCCAGACAGCAGAACACCGCCAUUAACGAGCUGAAGAGACAGGCCUGGGAGGAAGUGGCUCAAGGUGUUAAUUCACUGGGGGAGGGGGAGCUGCGCACUGCCGCUGAGGUGAAGCGCCGAUACCUGGACUGGCGUGCACUGGUGAAGAGAAAACAGCUUCGGGCGGAGCCCUCUUUCCCCUCCUCCUCCUCGUCGUCUGCCGCCCCGAAGACUGAGUACGACCAGUCCUCCUCUGAGCAUGAGGCGGCUUCCUUGGGAUCCGGGUGCGACCAGCUGCUCGACCUCUCGUGCCUCUCGAAGGAUUGUCACUGCGACUGGCCGGAGCUGGCGUCUCUCGGCGAGCCGAAUGGGCAGGCCGCGGGUGCACCUCCGGGGGUGAAGAUGGAGGACGAUGUCAGUGAAUACAGACUGGACGCUGAUGGCGACAUGGGAGACGAAGAAUUAGACGAAGACGAUAUUCCCUCCCUCCUCGACGACAUUGAGUCCCACGGGGACGUCUACCCCCACCACCACUUGGACACGCUGGGCUCCUCAAAGGCUCCGACCUCGACCACCAGCAGAGGACUCCAGGCCGGCCCGACGGCGACGCCGGGCCACGCCGCGGCUGCACAGAGCCACCACGACAGCCCCGGGACGGGCCUCCUGGUUGCCUUCGAGAGACAGCGACUGGAGCUGGAAAAACAGCGCCUGGCCGUGGAGACCGAGCGCCUGGCGGUGGAGAAGGAGCGCCUGGCGGUGGAGAAGGAGCGACUCCGCCAGAUGGAGGUGGACCGGGAAAGGCUGCAGCUGGAGAGAGAGCGGUUGCAGAUAGAGAGGGAACGGCUGAGACUUCUGCUGCUCGGCCAAUCAGAGCAGGUCAACUCCUCUUUUUACGUCCCGCCGCAACAGUGCCCGCCUUCCUCCUCCACGUCUUCCUUAACUACCGGUCAUGAAGGCCAGAGGGAGAGGGAUAGAGAAGGUAAAGGCUGGAUGCCCGUAGUGGAUCUGGAGACGGAGAGGAUAAGACUAGAGAAGGAGAGGCUGCAUCUUGAGAAAGAGAGGCUGCAGUUUUUUAAGUUUGAGGCAGGCAGACUUCAGAUUGAGAGAGAACGCCUCCAAGUGGAGAAAGAGAGAAUGCAGCUGCACAAAGACCAUCAGGGCCACUGAGAGGAGGACCAUUUGAAAGAGAGAGAAGAAUACGCGAGUUACGAGGACAAUGACCACCAUGAUGAUGAGGAUGCUGCAAUCAUCACCUUCAUCACCAUCACCAUCAUCAUCAUGAUCAAUUAA
This is a messenger RNA of Pungitius pungitius (ninespine stickleback), 1446 nucleotides long. RefSeq names its product Myb/SANT-like DNA-binding domain containing 4 with coiled-coils (gene msantd4). The transcript is spliced from 7 exons. Lineage: Eukaryota; Metazoa; Chordata; Actinopteri; Perciformes; Gasterosteidae. The record is from RefSeq and is a predicted model, not a curated record.